CCUCUUACUUUAUCUAAGUCAAUUAAAUUGCCUAAAAUUAUGUACCGAUCAGUUAAAGUGUAACACUUAUUAAAUAUGGAAGAAAUAUCAAUUUGUUGCACAAUUUUACUUCCCUAAAUUUCAAUUAUUAUUAUUAUUAUUAUUAUUUUUUUUUUUUUUUUUUUUUUUUUUUUUGUAAUAUAUGGAAGGUUAAUACUCCGUAUGAAAUUACUAUAAGAUACCAUUUAUUUGCUUCCAUAUUAAUAAUUGUAAAAACGAUUUUUGCCCUUAAUUAUGUCCAUUAUUUGGAAAGUCAUUACUCAUUACUCCAUAAUUAUAAUCAUGGGGGUAUUAGAUACGAUUAUAAAUAUUAGGAAAAAUAGAUAUACGAUUUUGUAAUCAUCGAAUAUCUGUCCUCCUCCUCUCCGACUUGUGAUAUUUCAGUAUUUGUAUACUCCAUUGAAGAGCUUUCUGAGAACCCUUGUAAUGGUAGGACGGAAGUAUGAAAUUGGAGUGUUUGAUACUGAAACUCUAGAGCAGGGUACAAAAGUUGGUGAUUAUCUGUCAUGGUUGCUUACUCUUCAACGACUUGUCGGGUUUGUUGAUGGACACUCCAUGUCUCCACCCCCUUUAUACCUUCUUGAUCAACACGGCCAUCAAUAUCAGAAUCCGUCGUAUGCUCACUGGACGCGCACCCAACAGCUUUCGCGAGAUGUUCUUGCUAAAGUACAACAUUUGGUUAACACGUCUGGUUUAUGGACUAGUGAUCUUGAGCAUCGUUUUGAUACUUGUACUUUAAAUGCUGCAUUACUUCAAUUAAAACGAACCUUGAUCAACCCCGACACUGCCACUCAGCAAGCUGCUAUUCAUUCUUGUAAUUUGACUGAAAUUGUGCGUCAAGUUAAACUUGUUUCGGUAAUCUUGCUUCCCUCAGUAUUAACAUGGCUGAUUGGACUAAUUUGCCAAAAGAUGUUAUCAUUAAGAUUGCAGGUUUUAUGUCUUUUUAUCAGAUUUUGAGACCUUGAAAUGGGUUUGUUCGUCUUGGAGAUCAGCCGCUAAGGAGGCAAAAUUCCAAGCCAACAAUUAGCAUACACUCCCGUGGUUGAUGUUACCCAAGAGAGACAGCUCGUCUAGGACCUGCUGUCUGUAUAGCCUUUGCAACUACAAGGUUCGCCAUGGGGGCGCCCCCAUUACUCACUGUGAGAAACGUUUUUGUUUCUCACAGUGAUAGUUUCGUAAA
Messenger RNA from Chenopodium quinoa (quinoa), 1219 nucleotides. RefSeq lists its product as uncharacterized. The record is from RefSeq and is a predicted model, not a curated record. The coding region runs from base 466 to 996 and encodes 176 amino acids. NCBI's taxonomy places the organism in Eukaryota, Viridiplantae, Streptophyta, Magnoliopsida, Caryophyllales, Amaranthaceae. The transcript is spliced from 2 exons.